Entamoeba invadens IP1 is the source of this 3855-nucleotide messenger RNA. Its product is annotated as 170 kDa surface lectin precursor, putative. Lineage: Eukaryota; Evosea; Mastigamoebida; Endamoebidae. Bases 1 to 3855 code for a protein of 1284 amino acids. The record is from RefSeq and is a predicted model, not a curated record. The transcript has a single exon.
AUGCGAAGUAUUAUUAUAAUCAUAUUAUGUGCUAUAGCACUUGCUGACAUACUGAAUGAGUUCAGUGGAGAUGUUGAUAUCUAUGACAUGGGUCGAAUAGGGAGAGGGAAGAAUGCUGGUAUGUGGCAACACUCCUAUGACAACGGAUAUGACAUCUAUUAUUAUCUUGCAAUGCAGCCAUGGAGACACUUUGUUUGGACUUAUAACGACAAUGGAGUUUGGGUGACUAAAACAAUGAAUGAAGAUAACAAUGUAGCUGAUUACACCAAAUUAGAUACAAACACCGAACAAGACUUUUGUCAAAAGGAUUAUGGGUAUCCCAUUAUGAAAUUUGAAAUUGACUGGGACAGAGUACCAACUGACGACACUCGACUGACUCAAGUUGAUGUGAAUGGAAAGACUUGUUAUCAGUAUGCUGCGAAAUCUCCACUGGUAUACGUAGUACUCUCAGCUAAAAGAGAUGAUGUGAAGAAGGACAAUUACGACAUAUGUCGAAUGGACUUCAUUGGUGGGAAGUCAGUGACAUUCAGAAGCUUUAAUGGACUUAAUGCGCAAUUUGUGAGUGAUUAUUAUACAAACAUGACAGCCAAAUGUGUUAAGCAAUUUACUGCUAAUAAUGUGAAUAGUGAGUUAGCACUUGUCUUUGGUAUCAGUGACAAAGCUGCACUUAAGAAUGUACAAAAUGCAUUUGGGAAUUACAAGAAUCUCGCCACAAUAACAGACGUCACUGUUUAUUACUUAACAGGCGAAGCUUAUUCAAUAGCAAAGACAACUCUUUCUAAUUUGAAUUAUGACUUCCUUUCAUCAUUCGAACCAGUGAAAGGGAAAGUUGACUCUUUGAUCAUUGCUGCACAAAGAGACUUGGCAGACAAAGUCAGUAAAAAGUCUAUAAAAAGAGGUACUAUAUUAGUUUUGACUGAUGAAGGCAUAUCUCGUGAAUUUACAGCGUCUACUGAUUUCGAUAAAAAGAAUUUAACAGUGCAUGUCGUCUCUUUGAAUACCCAAGGAAGUGCUAUGACUGCCAAAUUAACAACUUUGUUGUCACUUGGAGAUCACUUCCACGAGACAAGCGAUAAGACACAAAUAGAGGCUGUGAUCAAUGACGCUUUUGUUGGCAUUCGAGCGAAUUUAACGGAACGGUGCGAUAGAACAAAGUGCAAUGGAUUUUGUGAUGCCAAGAAUCGAUGCACAUGUCCAAUGUGUUGUGAGAACACUUGUUAUUACUCAUACUGUGAUACUACAACUGCUUCAUGCACACCUUGGCCACCAGCAAAUCCAAAACAGAAGAUUGUAUGUCCAUCGACUUGUGUUGGUGACUACACAUGUAAUGAUAUGGAAGGCUGUGUGGUAAGUCGGUAUAACACUUCAUGUCAACCCCCUGUCAGCUGCAUGAGUACGACAUGCCCAAAUAAUCAAGUCAGAGAUACAUGCAAAUUGGUCGAUAACUGCCAACAAGAUGACACACCCGCUGCUGAUGGAUAUUGUUGGACUUACAAAUGUGAUGCCAUUUCUGGUUAUUGUAUUAAGAAUACCAGAGGAACGAAUAAAUGUCCGUUGAAAACGUCGAAUUGCCAACAAUACAAGUGCAGUGCUGAUUUGACGUGUACAGUCGAGACGAAAGUCUGUGUGAAGACUAUGCCUUAUAUAGAGAUGGAUUGUUAUAUUGCAAAAUGCAACGAAAAGACUGGGCAAUGUGAGAACAAAUUGAGUUGUGAUGUCUACUCCUCAUGUGGUGGUGAUACUUCUGGAGAAUCGAUCUGUUACUGUAAUGCCACAACAAACAAUAUCUGCAAAUGUGAUACUAAGCCGAAUGGAGUCUACUGUAAUGAUAACACUCAGAUCUGUGAUUACACUGGUGAUACUCCAAAAUGUGUCAACUCGAUUUGUAAAGAAGAUUUAACUAUUAAAGACUGUAUGGUCUCUUCAUGUAAUGAAACAACGGGACAAUUAAUAUGGAACCCAAUUACAUGUACUGGAACGGUCCCCGCAGAUACCAAUUGUGCUAAUAUGUAUGUCUAUGGAUGCACGAACAAUGUAUGUACCGUAGUUCAAAAAGUGACUGAUUCCGAAUUAAAUGUGAAUUGUGGGAUAUGUAAAUGGGACGCGACACAGAACAAAGUUGUGUUUACCACAACAUGCACUUCUUUGCAAUCGUCGUGUGGAGGAUUCAAUGGCGUUUGCAGUGCAAAUGGAAUGAUGUGUAUGUAUCCAAACCAAGUGAAUGGUGUAACUCAAGACCCACAGACCUUCUGUCAAGUCUGUUUACCAUUGACCUGUGGAGGGGAUAGUACUGUUUACAAAUACACAUAUGAUACAACAACUGGGAAGUGUAGUUACGCUAUGAACAAAGUCCCUCAAUGUUCCGUCUGUGAAACAAGCACUGGUCUCUAUACCUCAGUCUGUGACAAUAUCAAGUUAGAGAAGACUUGGACUUCGAAGAGUGGGGCUAAUAUCACUUACAAAAUUCCAAAGGAUUGUAGGAACAAUCAGUGCAUCCCAAGAUACCCAGUAACUUGUUUGGAAGAAGAACUCUUUGAAGACGUUUUUGCUCAGUUUGGGGUAUGUAUGGACUAUCUCAAGGCGUCUUAUCAUUAUUCGUCCAAAUUAGAUACUUACAACUUUGUAUAUGGCUUUGCACAGAGUGAUGAAUUCAUGGCUGAAGCAGACGCAGAAGCCUAUUGUGAAUGGAGUUUUGUCGAAUCCAAUUGCAAGCGAUGUUUGAUAACACCAAGUGGUGGAGAAGAAGAAGCCAAAUUUGAAGUCUAUGAUGAUUGUCCUCGGGACAACGGAGGUGUUCAGUAUAUCUGUACUUCCAAUGAGUGUAAAGUUGACCCCGACUUUAAGUGUCAACCUGAGAAUUGUAUAGUGAAGGCUUUAGUUAUAUUAGAAAAUGGCAGUAACACAUGUGAAGAUGCCUAUUCAUUAUGUACACAACAAAAUACAAAGGUAGAGUCUAUCAGGAAGUCCGUCUAUGAUAAUUAUGAUAAUGUGGGAAGAUCUAUGAAAUGUGAUUCGACGACUUGUGUCUCAAAUAAAUGCCCAACAAGUGCCAAUUCCAAUUGUGACCAAUUUGAAGAGAAUCACGACUAUGGCUGCAGACUCCCAACUUAUGAAUGUGACAUUGAAAAUGGAUAUUACUGCAAAUUCAAGACUAUUAAUAUGACCAACCCAUCACAAGAUAACAUUUACUUUACAACUCGAGAUGGCGUCCAUUUUAAUAACAAAUGCUUUGAAUACAAAUGUGUAGAGACUUGUACGGGAGGGUCAUCGACUUAUGAAGGGAGUAUAUUAGAUACAGCAACUCAGAUGACUUGUACACACAAAUGGGUAGUUACUAAAGAUGUAUCGAAACCAGCAAGUCGAAACCUUUGUGAAGAAGCGACUUGUGACACAACAACAGGUCUUCCCGUCUAUACAGACAAGUCGUGUAUUGUCUCUGAAGAGUUCCCGACUUUAACUUCAAACCAAGCUCGAUGUUUCUAUUGUCAGUGCUCGUAUGUAGAUGGCACUGCUUCUCUUGUAAUGUUUGCUGAUACUGAAACAGAACAUUACCAAUUAGAUGCAUGUGGUAAUUGUAUGGUGAUGAAUCAAACAGAUCGAACACAACAAUUGAACAACAAGGUCGAAUGCAUUCUAGCUGGCGAAAUCAAUAACACCGGUGCUAUCGCUGCAGCAACUACUGUCGCUGCUGUAGUCGUAGCCCUUAUUGUUGCACUCAUAGCAGUGUCUAUUGGCCUUUUUAAGACGUAUCAAUUGGUCAGUUCCGCAAUGAAGAACGUCGUCAACGUCGCGAAUGAAAACACGCAAUUUAAGGCUGCAGAAAACGUCGCCGCGAACACCAACUUUAACGAGUAA